Molecule: messenger RNA, 1942 nt
Organism: Colletotrichum destructivum
Lineage: Eukaryota; Fungi; Ascomycota; Sordariomycetes; Glomerellales; Glomerellaceae
Exons: 3
Coding region: 695-1687 (330 amino acids)
Source: RefSeq, a predicted model, not a curated record
GGAAGUCAAUCGGCGGAGCUCCGAGAUCUCGCGUGUAGGAAUGGUCGGCGACCAACCAAAACAUCCAGUGCCGACCCCCCGUUGCAUCCAUCCAUCCAGAUAAAGCUCUUGGGAGUGGGUGACUGAGCCAUGUCAUGGGGUUCAUAUCUAUGCAAGAUAUAAUAACCACCCGAAGGGACGUACUUAGGUAGAAACCCGUCUCGUCUCAUGUUACUCUGGUGGACUGAUCUUACCUCUCAGAACCUAGAUACUUGUACAGUACCGUACUUCUCCUCCCCCCACACUCUCAACUGCCAGCUGCCAGCUGACAGCAGCCCGGCCAAGAUAGACGCUAACGAACGCCGAACGGCGACGCUGCAUGGCGCCCCCACUACCUUACCUUGCCUUACCUACCUAGAAGGACUAGCGCAGCCGUCCUGUGCAAUCGCGCCUUCCAAUCCCUCUCGAGCCUCCGAUUGCGAAGCUCUCAUCUCCCCAAGAGAACCAAAAGAAUCCUCCAAGAAACUCUAGUCUCGGGGAUCUCUUGUCUCUCGAUCCCGACCAUUCGACCACUGGAAUCACGUCACUCGACCCCUGCUCUCGCGUGAGUUGAGCCACCGUUCGCCCCUUCAGGUCCCAAGGCCCCCCCGCUCCCGCAGGCUCGCACCAUCUUUUCGGACUGGGACAUGCAGACGCCCCAUGUCUCUCGGUCGUGAUGGCGUUCGCCCGCGAUGAUGCCACGGAAGUAGCAGCAUCUCUUCCUCCUCCUUCGUCCGAUUUCCAGACCCAGCAGCAACCGCGAUCCCGAUCGACCGCCAACACCCCGCAGGCCUUAAGUAGGCGUGCUUCCUACGAUGAUAGCACCCCGGCCUCGCCGCGCUCGCUCUCCCGCAGGCAGAGCACCAACGACCGUAUCAACGAGAUCUUAGAGACAGCACGAGACCGCGCGCAAGCAAUGGGCAGCGGACUAUCGACGACCCGCUCCGCCCCCGCCAGCCCCCCGCGCCACUACUCCCGCGCCGACGGCUCCCCUGAUGAGAGCGUCGGCAUCAUCUCCCGCGGCCCGGCCCGUAACUACCAGAGCAUGAACGCCACGCCGGCGCCGCUUUCCCAAUCCGACCCGCAGGCCGGUCUGCGGCCCCGCAAGUCGGCCCAACCGACCCGGAGCCACCUACCGGCUCAGACCGAGACUGAGGAGGAGGAGGAGGAGGAAGACUACGACGCCGUGGUUGCGCGGGAGGAGCGAGAGCUGGCGGCGCGGACCAAGGAGCCGUGGUACACGGUCUUCCUGUCGAGCUUCCACAGCAUCGAGCUAGAGAACAAGGGCAGCGUGGCCCGCGACCACCUUGCACUCGAACGGACCUUCCUUGCCUGGCUCCGUACCUCCCUGGCCUUCGCCUCGAUAGGCAUCGCCGUGACCCAGCUCUUCCGCCUCAACUCGUCCCUCUCCAACCCCGACUCGACCGACUCCAACGCCCACACCCUCCGCCAGCUGGGCAAGCCCCUCGGCGCUACCUUUCUCGGCAUCAGCAUCCUCACUCUCUUCCUCGGUUACCAGCGCUACUUCCGCGCACAGCAGUGGAUUAUGAAGGGCAAGUUCCCCGCGAGCAGGGGCACCGUCAUCAUCGUCUCCUUCGUGGCCUUUGCCCUGAUGGCGGUGAGCCUGGUCGUGGUCGUGGUCGUGAGCCCCACGAGUAGAGAGCGUUGAUUUUUAUGUCAUUUGGUUGGGGGGGGGUUGAGUCUGUUUCGAUGUCUAUACUUGACAGAGUUUGGCGCGGGACUACUUUUGUCAGAGCUACGUGUCUGAAUCAUGUUUUUUAUGUACAUCCAAUAUCACGCAGGAAAUGAGCAAACUAUAUACCCCUUUUCAAAGCCGGCGGGCAGAACACUCGUCAUCACGGGACGAUACGUGCAGCAUAUCGUGGGGACCACGGUUCAUCCGGAAUGAACACCAGACGGGCCA